Molecule: messenger RNA, 357 nt
Organism: Soboliphyme baturini
Lineage: Eukaryota; Metazoa; Nematoda; Enoplea; Dioctophymatida; Soboliphymatidae
Source: the annotation of a GenBank genome assembly
AUGCGCACAUUAGCCUGGUUUUCGCCCGUGAUGAAAUUUCAGUCACAUGUGGCGCCCGCCCCGCGUAUCGAUUCGAUCCUCGGCCACACCACCACCUCUCACCACCUUGUCGUACGUCCGGGCCGGGACGAGGGUCGAAGUGCCGUCGCAAGAUCCACCAACGUCGGUCGAUCGUGUCGGCCAGUGGCAGAGGAGGAGGGACUGCGAUUAAGUGCCGCCGCUGAGUGCUUGACAACGUCGAACGGUCGAUUAUCCGGCUUUGGUAUUUACUUAGCGGCGCAUAAGCCGGCGUUUAACUCGAGUGGUGUGUUCGACCACAUUCGGGUCGGAUCGUCAUUUGGACGAGCAGCCAUUUGA